Molecule: messenger RNA, 918 nt
Organism: Ostreococcus tauri
Lineage: Eukaryota; Viridiplantae; Chlorophyta; Mamiellophyceae; Mamiellales; Bathycoccaceae
Product: NAD(P)-binding domain
Exons: 1
Coding region: 1-918 (305 amino acids)
Source: RefSeq, a predicted model, not a curated record
AUGCGCGCGAUCGCGGCUUCUCCCGCGCGUCCCCGCGCGCGCCCCUCCGCCGCGUCCGUCGUGAAACACCGUUCUCCCGGCGUCGUUCGCGCCGGUAAAUCCACCCGCGGGCUCUUCGACGACGUCCUGGACAUGUUAGAGGGUGGGAAGAAGCUCAGGCGUUGGUACGGCUCGGACAGUUCCGUCGGCGCGCGCGGCGCCCGCGCGAACGACGACGCCGACGACGCCGACGACGACCCCUCCGUGAACGAGACCGCGCCCGAGGACGAGGACGAGGACGUGGAGUUGGAUGUGCCGCGCACGGCGAUUCUCGUCACGAAUGCGACCGGGACGCUGGGCGAGAGCGUGUGCGCGCGGUUGAUCCUGGCCAAGGCGAACGUCGUCGCGGAAGUGGGCGAACGCGAACGCGCGAGUGCGGAGGGGCGGUUCGGGCCGUACGCGCGGUUGGCGAGCGAUGCGUGGUCGGUGGGGGCGCGGUUGAACGGCGUUCGGGCGGUGGUCGCGUGCGGCGCGUUGGACAGCGGGUUCGUCGACGCGUGCGUGCGACGGAAGGUGAAGCACAUCGUGUUGGUGUCCUCGGCGAAGAGCGCGAGUAAUGGAUUGUUCGCGAGCGCGGAGGAGAAAGCGCGGUGGGAUCGUGGGAGAGAGGCGGAGUGCGCGGCGAGCGGGUUGGCGGUGACGGUGAUACGACCGACGCGGGUCAAGGAGGCGCCGGGCGGUUCAAAGGAGAUCGUCUUCGCGCAGGGGGACACGGCGAGCGGGGAAAUCACGGUUGAAGAUCUCGCGGAGACGUGCGCGCGAGCGCUGACGAAACCGCCACGCGCGGGUACGGCGCUCACGUUUGAGGUGUCGAACGGUUCCGAAGCGCGGAGCGAGCGCGACGAUUGGAACGCGCUCUUCAACUCGCUCAAGGCGUGA